UACAGGGAAUACAGAUUUACGUCCCUACACUUAGCACCUCAACCAUGGCAUAAGCGAGGCGGAUUAGAUGUCUCUUCGUCGCAGAUCUUAGAAGCGGAUUCCUCUUUCUUCUCGUCUCCGCAUCUGAUAAGAUUGCGUUCAGAUCGGUGAGCAAACUCGCCCCUCAUUCCUCUUUGUUUGAUUAUACUUGGUAUUCCCGCCGAUCGAUUUUUGAUUGAAUAGGUUUGGUGCGAUCCAAUUCACGGAAAGGGAAUGGAGAUGGAUCACAGGAAGCUCUUCGUCGGCGGAAUCUCAUGGCAGACCAAUGAGGAUGGACUUCUAGAGUACUUUAGCAAGUACGGGGAAGUUAUGGAGGCGGUGAUCGUGAAGGAUUGCAACACGGGCCGCGCCCGUGGCUUCGGAUUCAUUGUGUUUGCAGACUCUGCAGUUGCUGAAAGAGUUGUAAUGGAAAAACACACAAUAGAUGGUCGGAUGGUAGAGGCGAAGAGGGCUGUUCCUAGAGACGAUCAGCGGAUGAUUACCAAAAACAACGGUAGUGUUCCAGGAUCUCCUGUCCCUGGCCGUACGAAGAAAAUUUUUGUCGGAGGUCUUCCAUCUACGCUAAUGGAGAGUGACUUCAAGAAGUACUUUGAUCAGUUUGGGAUAAUCACUGAUGCUGUGUUGAUGUACGAUCAUAAUAUUCAGAGGCCAAGGGGGUUCGGAUUCAUCACUUUUGACUCUGAAGAUGCUGUGGACAGGGCAUUAGUCAAAACCUUCCAUGAGUUAAAUGGCAAAAUAGUGGAGGUCAAGAGGGCUGUUCCUAAGGAGCUGUCCCAUGGGCCUACCAUUCGCUUGCCAAUCAAUGGAUAUAAUUAUGGUAUGAAUCGUGCAAACAACUUCGUAAAUGGGUACAUUCAGGGAUAUAAGCAAAGGAUGAUCGAUGACUAUGGAAUGCAAAUGGAUGGUAGAAUAGGACCCCUGGCAAAUGGCAAGAAUGGAUUCAGUUCAGUUGUUCCUGGAUUUGGAAUGGAAACCGAUUAUAAGCAGACCAUGAACUCAAAUUUUGCAGGGGAUUCAAUAUACACUAACCAUCCUAGUUAUGGGCAGACUUUGAACCCCUACUAUGAUGGGAAUUCAAUUGGUCAUUGUAGUUCCACUACAUAUGGUGGUCGUAAUGAAAAUAGUAGUUCAAUUUUCAGCUCAAUAGAUGGCAAUGCAUGGGUAGAUUUUAUGCUUAACAAUGCUAAUAAAUCUGCCACUUCAAAUGCUUCGAGAGCAUCUGAGAGUGGUAUUGUUGGGUCUGGCAGUGGUAGCUUGAAAUGGGACAGUUCGUUUUCAUCUGAAUUAGGAGGGACUGGUUCUGGCUAUAAUAGUGGGAAUCCAGGCUACCAAGGCAGGGAUUAUAUUGUCUUUGGUAGCAGAACUACUGAAAGAAAAAUUUCUCCUACCUUUCCUGAUGCUAAUCUUACUACAAAUUGGGGAUACCAUGGGAGUUAUACCAAAUUGUUUGAUAAUACUUCAGUUUAUGGAGACCCAACGUGGCAAUUAUCUUUAUCAGAACUUGUUAGCACUGCCCCAUUCAGUUAUAAGCUUGUCAAAUCUGAGCCAGAUACAGCAGAUGAAGGUUUUGCAGAUUAUAUGGCUUGCUAUAAAAUGAAGAAUAAGCAACCAAAUCAAGGAAUUGCUACCUAGAUAUAAUUUUCCAUCUUCCCUAGGACUAAGCAUUGACUACAGCCAGCGAGUAUGAUACAGAUUGAGAGUUGUACAUGUUAGGUGCAUUCUAUGCAUUGUAAAUAUACAAAGCUAACAAGAAGUCCACAGAGUAAAAGAGUCUUCGAACACAGUGGGUUUUGUGCAGUGAUUGGGAUUGGAUAUAAAUUCCAUGUGUAGGCUUUGUGUUGCUGCGUUUGUUUGAGGUGUAAAGUGUGUGAUUGUGAGAUACUUUCAUAUCAAAACCCCUAGAUUCAUGCUGGUAUUAGUUCAUAUAGAAAUUUAAAAGUAUAUCAGAAAGAUGAAAGAAAAGGUUUGCUUUUUGUGCCACUCAGUUA
This is a messenger RNA of Zingiber officinale, 2027 nucleotides long. RefSeq names its product heterogeneous nuclear ribonucleoprotein 1-like. The transcript is spliced from 4 exons. Gene Ontology annotation, molecular function: RNA binding. The coding region runs from base 253 to 1671 and encodes 472 amino acids. Lineage: Eukaryota; Viridiplantae; Streptophyta; Magnoliopsida; Zingiberales; Zingiberaceae. The record is from RefSeq and is a predicted model, not a curated record.